CGCAGCUGUCGCUCCAGAAGGUUGCCGUGCCACUGCAGCCCUGACUGGACCCGCCAGAGGGGUAGGUGGCUUGUCCCCUUUAUGAACGGGGCCACGCGUGUUCGUCGUCAACCGCAGCUGCACCAUGGUCAGCCCAGUGACCGCACGCGGCGGCUGCAGCCUUCGUCGCUUUGUUUCGUUUCCCUAAACGAACUUUUCCCAUCCCUGACGCGCCUUCCGAGGACUUUCGUGUUGUCUACAGGGAGGAGGAGGAGGAGGAGGAGGAGGAGGAGGACGUCGCCCUUACAAAUUAUAAGACGCCGAGUCGCAUCGGUGCAGCACCAUGGAGAAACUGAACGGAUUUGAGGUUGAGCGGAUGGAGGCUUGGCUGGACGACCACGGAGACUUCGCUCAUUCUUACUUUGUGAGGAAAGCCACGAGAGAGAUGAUUAACGCCUGGUUUGCUGAAAGAGUCCAUUCCAUCGCCGGAUCCAAGGAAGGCAUAAAAAUCCAAGCUGAGCUCAGCCCCGUACAUCAAACCUCCCGGUCAGAAAGCACGUCCCCCGGAACCCCCACCAGAAAAAUCUCCGCCUCGGAAUUCGAUAGACCCCUGCGGCCCAUUAUCGUCAAAGACUCCGAGGGCACCUUGACCUUUGUUAGUGACUCUGAAAAAGUGCCGAUGCCCCUAAAAGCACAGAGGAUCGGAACGGGGGACAGCCAAGUGACCAACCAGUGCACAAGGCUCUUGGAUCUGGUGAAGGAUAUUUCGACCCACCUGGACGUCGCGGCGCUCUGCCACAAAAUCUUCCUCCACAUUAAUGAGCUCAUCGACGCCGACCGCUACUCCCUCUUCCUGGUCUGUGAGGACAGCUCCAACGAGAAGUACCUGGUCAGCCGGCUCUUUGACCUCGUCGAAGGCUCCACGAUAGAAGAAGCGUCAAACAACUGCAUCCGUCUGGAGUGGAACAAGGGCAUCGUGGGCCAUGUCGCGGCCACCGGGCAACCGCUAAAUAUCAGAAAUGCUUAUGAGGACCCCAGGUUCAAUGCAGGCGUUGAUCAGAUCACCGGCUACAAGACACAGACCAUCCUCUGCAUGCCCAUUAAGAACCACAAAGAUGAGGUGGUGGGUGUUGCUCAGGCCAUCAACAAAAAAGGUGGACACACUGGCACUUUCACUGAACAGGAUGAAAAGGACUUUGCUGCCUAUUUGGCCUUCUGUGGAAUUGUCAUUCAUAACGCCCAGCUCUAUGAGACGUCGCGGCUUGAAAACAGACGCAGCCAGGUGCUCUUGGAUCUCGCCAGCCUGAUUUUCGAAGAGCAGCAGUCCCUGGAGGUGAUCCUCAAAAAGAUAGCAGCGACCAUCCUGUCCUUCAUGCAGGCCCAGAGCUGCACCAUGUUCAUUGUGGAUGGAGACACAACAAAUUCGUUUUCCAGUGUGUUCCAUAUGGAGCAUGAAGAGUUAAUUGAGUCAUCAGAUUUCCCAAAGAGGGAGUGCGACGCAAACAAAAUCAACUACAUGUUUGCUCAGUACGUGAGAAACACCAUGGAGACCCUCAACAUCGCUGACAUCACUAAAGACAAGAGAUUUCCCUGGACCAAUGAAAAUGUGGACAAUUCAAAUAAGCAAAUGAAGAGUUUGCUCUGCACCCCAAUUAAGAAUGGAAAGAAGGACAAAGUGAUCGGUGCCUGUCAACUAGUGAACAAAAUGGAUGAAAUCACCAGAAAGGUCAAAGCCUUCAACAGGAAUGAUGAGCAGUUCAUGGAAGCCUUUGCCAUCUUCUGCGGGCUGGGAAUCCAAAACACGCAGAUGUAUGAAGCUGUGGAGAGAGCCAUGGCCAAACAGGUGGUCACGCUUGAGGUCCUCUCGUAUCACGCCUCUGCUGCCGAGGAGGAGACUAAGGAGCUGCAGGUAACCGUGGCCGCCACGGUGCCCUCAGCACAGUCGAUUAAACUUGUGGAAUUCAGCUUCAGCGACUUUGAACUCUCAGACACUGAAACGGCCUUGGCCACCAUUCGGAUGUUCACUGACCUCGGCCUCGUGCAGAACUUCCAGAUGAAGUAUGAGAGUCUGUGUCACUGGAUAUUAAGCGUAAAAAAGAAUUACAGGAAAACGGUGGCCUACCAUAACUGGAGACACGCGUUCAACACGGCACAGUGCAUGUUUGCUGUGCUCAAGUCAGGAAAAAUGCAGAGCAAACUGAGUGAAUUGGAGGUUUUAGCUUUGAUGAUUUCCACUUUAUGUCAUGACUUGGACCACCGAGGAGUCAACAAUUCAUACAUAAAAAGGAGUGAGCACCCCCUUGCCCAACUCUACGGCCAUUCCACCAUGGAGCAUCACCACUUCGACCAGUGCCUUAUGAUACUCAACAGCCCAGGAAACCAAAUUCUGAGUGGCCUUUCCCUGGAGGAGUACCGGACCUCCCUGAAGAUGAUUGAGAGGGCCAUCCUGUCCACCGACCUGGCGGUCUACAUGAGGCGCCGCAGCGAGUUCUUUGAUCUUGUGAAGAAGAAUCAGUUCACCUGGGAGGACGACGGUCACAGACACCUGCUAAGGGCGAUGAUGAUGACCGCCUGUGACAUCUCGGCCAUCACCAAGCCCUGGCCCGUCCAGCGGAGGAUAGCCGAGCUCGUUGCUACAGAAUUCUUUGAACAAGGAGACAAGGAGAGAAAGGAGCUGAACAUCGAGCCCAUUGACCUGAUGAACAGAGAGAAGCGAGAUCAAAUUCCCAGCAUGCAAGUGGGCUUCAUCGACACCAUCUGCGUUGAGCUGUAUGAGACCCUGGCCCACCUGUCGGAGGGCUGCUCGCCGCUGCUCGAAGGCUGCAGGAAGAACCGACAGAGCUGGAAAUUACUGGCGGACCAAGGAGAAGCAGCGACGCUCGUUAACGGGAACUCAUAAGGCGGCGAGGCGUCCAUCGACCAAACGAAGGCCAGGCGACUGUCUGUCCGAGUCUGGAUGCUCCUCCGUGUCACGUCUAAUAGCUGCGUCUGAACAGCUGCUUUAGGUUACUGUCAGCGUUGGGCAUUCAAGAGGGGUUUAUUUUUUAUAUGUUUUUAUUUUUUUACAGAAUACGUGUAAUAUGUAGAAAGCCAAAUAUCAGCAAUUACAGAAAUUAGUCUAAAGAUGUCACUGUGUUUUUAGGGGUGGGAAAGCGAUGUCACGUUCCUGUCACAAAGUAGCCCUGAGCUAACGCAAAUGUAAGGUCCUUUGUCUUUACUAAUAAUGUAUAAAGUUGAACGAGGUGGCACA
Erpetoichthys calabaricus (reedfish) is the source of this 3229-nucleotide messenger RNA. RefSeq names its product phosphodiesterase 5A, cGMP-specific, b (gene pde5ab). Gene Ontology annotation, biological process: signal transduction. The transcript has 21 exons. NCBI's taxonomy places the organism in Eukaryota, Metazoa, Chordata, Cladistia, Polypteriformes, Polypteridae. The record is from RefSeq and is a predicted model, not a curated record. The coding region runs from base 323 to 2878 and encodes 851 amino acids. Gene Ontology annotation, molecular function: 3',5'-cyclic-GMP phosphodiesterase activity; protein binding.